UCCUGCCCCCCACUCCCUGCCGUUGCCACCGCCCCGCCGCUCCGGGGGCUCGGCUUCCCUGCCUGACUGGAAAUUGCCGCCGGCCUCGUUUUUCCGCGAGCGGCGGCCGUGCUCGGGAGAGGCGCGCUCGCACUGCUUCGGCGCAGGCUGCUGUAUUUUUCCGGACUUGUUUUUUCAGUCUCAUUCUUUCCGCGCCCUCCCGCGCAGGCGUCCGUGCGAGUCGGCGGGGCCCUUGGGCGUUACGGCGCCGCAGAACAGCCGGCGCGGGGCGGGGCGGGUCCUUUCGGCCGAGCCGUCGCAGCCGGUACCCGCCCCGGCCCGCCAUGUACUACAGGUUCAGCGGCUUCACGCAGCGCCUCGUCGGGGCCACGCCGGCCGCCGCCUACAGCCCACAGGGACUCAAACCAUUAGCUCCCACUGAUUACCCACAUCUGAUUUUUGGGACAAGUAAACCUGCUCCAGGUUUACCAGCAGCUGAUCCUUUCUUGAGUAAAAACAAGGUGCCACACCUACAGAAAGUUUUUCAGAAAUCAGAUGGACUGCCAGUACACCUGAAGCUAGGAUAUCCAGACAAGCUGCUCUAUCGGACCACGAUGGCUCUGACAAUAGGAGGGACUAUCUACUGUCUGGUAGCACUGUUCAUUGCCUCACAGCCAAAGAAACAAAAAUAAAUGAACCACACCUCAUGGGACUCUCAGCACUCCACUGAAGGAUCUCCUGCAUGUACCACUUUUCACUUAAAUCUGUUCCCUGUGAUCACAUAGGGUUCGUUAUUCAGAUCGGAUUUCUUGGAGAAAGUGUUUUUAAAUCUGUUGCCUUAUGUAUUCUAAAACACCAAUGUAAACAGAGAAAUACAAUAUUUUAACAUAUGGUUGUAGCUUUUCUUGUCUUGCAGGAGUUAAUAAACAGUUGGAGAAAGUUAAGCUUUUCCUUCCAUCUCUCCCCCAACUUAAACAAUGUUAGAGAGAGGAUAGGACAAAUAAUUUGUGAGCUAUGCACCACAUUCCUUAGCGGAAGGAUGCUGCUAGUUUCCAAAACACUAAAAGCAAAAAAAAAAGUAAUUAUAGCAUACUGGGAACCUGUUUCUGUCCUAUACUUUUCCAAAUCCUGGUACAUUCGUAAAUAUACCACCUCUGGUGGUAGGACAAAGGGCUUGUCUCUCUGGAGCAUUUAAAGUGGAUUUAUUCCAUAACUGUAGCAUCACUGUAGGCAGCAGAGUGCACCAUUAUUAUAGCAUCAGUUACACCAGGUUUUGGACUUUGCUUUGUCAGGUUGUAUUACCAUGCCAUAAAGAUAGCUACAUGAAUACUAAAAGAGUCAAGUCUCAAAAGUUUCAGAUGCCUGGUAGUGAAAUAAACAUACUGGUACACUUAUAGGUUCAACUUGAAGAUCUCAAAUAAUAAAAUUGAUUCAGCUACCUUGCUGUCAUCUUUUUUGAGAUGGUAAAGCUCUUAAAACCUCUCCCAGAUCGCACUGUGCGUUUAACUGUAAUUUUUGGUGAAACAGGUUGCUGUCAUCAUUCAGCUGCUUACUAUUUCCAGUGCCUGCAGAUAGCUAUUUAUGUCCACUCAUUUCUGUGGAUGGAAGAGAGAUAAGCCAAUACAACCCUUUAUAUUACCCUUGUAAUAGCAUAGCCUUGAACUGCAAGUUUCAUACAAGUCUUCACAAAAUGCAUCCUCUGAUUUCAUAGUUCCUCCUCUGCCCCUGAACAUUGAUUUCCUGGCCUCUGUAAAGACCUGUCUCAGAACUGUGCAGAAACAACCUUCAAAGCAAAUAAGAAAAAUAGUUGAUAAAGGAAAUUAAAAUGCCUUUUUUCAAUCUUUACUAAAAAAAAAUCUGAUUUUUUUCCAUUUAAGUUACAUCAAAAGCCUUAUUACUACUUUAUAGGAAAGAAAAGAGCUGCUUGUACUGUGAUCUCAGGUUUCAGUCAAUGUUGGUAUUUUGGGAUGGGAGAGAUUUAAGUCAAUGAAAAAUAGUUUUGUAAGGGCAUCAAGAGUCAAAUAGCAGAGAAUAAAUUCUGCAGGAGCUGACAGUUGUGUUGCCUCUACUGAUAAAAUAUUUUUAUCUCCUCAGUAGCCCAUGCUUCCAUGGCACUCAAUCUUGUGCUGUAGGCUGUUAAAUACUACAAAAAA
Camarhynchus parvulus is the source of this 2132-nucleotide messenger RNA. It is a transcript of the gene COX7A2L, whose product is annotated as cytochrome c oxidase subunit 7A-related protein, mitochondrial. Lineage: Eukaryota; Metazoa; Chordata; Aves; Passeriformes; Thraupidae. The transcript is spliced from 3 exons. Gene Ontology annotation, biological process: regulation of oxidative phosphorylation; mitochondrial electron transport, cytochrome c to oxygen; mitochondrial respirasome assembly. The coding region runs from base 324 to 671 and encodes 115 amino acids. The record is from RefSeq and is a predicted model, not a curated record.